This is a messenger RNA of Cyphomyrmex costatus, 420 nucleotides long. RefSeq names its product cuticle protein 19. The transcript is spliced from 2 exons. Bases 1 to 420 code for a protein of 139 amino acids. Lineage: Eukaryota; Metazoa; Arthropoda; Insecta; Hymenoptera; Formicidae. Gene Ontology annotation, cellular component: extracellular matrix. The record is from RefSeq and is a predicted model, not a curated record.
AUGGCAACAAUUUGUCGACAGCUUGCUCUGUUAUUGGCUGUAUUGGCCCUUGCAGCAAUUCAAAGUGGAUUGGCAGAGCAUGCUCACAGUUUCGCACACUUUCAUGGACCAAUUGUAGGGCCUGGACACGAACUGGUUGUCCACGAUAAGCAUGGUCAUCAUCAUGUAGACUACAUCGCACAUCCCAAGUACAAGUUCGCGUACGGAGUAGAGGAUCAUCACACUGGUGAUUAUCAUGGACAAAAAGAGUACAGAGAUGGAAAAAAGGUCAUCGGCGAGUAUACCAUCAAGGAACCGGGCGGUAACACCAGAACCGUGACCUACCACGUUGAUCCGCAUGGAGGAUUUUUUGCUCACGUCCACAACUCCGGCGGUAAUAACCAUCACGGAGGUACAUACGGCGGUUACGGGCACUACUGA